Molecule: messenger RNA, 3726 nt
Organism: Salvelinus namaycush (lake trout)
Lineage: Eukaryota; Metazoa; Chordata; Actinopteri; Salmoniformes; Salmonidae
Gene: adgb
Product: androglobin
Exons: 29
Coding region: 1-3726 (1241 amino acids)
Biological process (GO): proteolysis
Molecular function (GO): protein binding; calcium-dependent cysteine-type endopeptidase activity
Source: RefSeq, a predicted model, not a curated record
AUGUCAAAAGCUCCACCAAAGAAAAAGGAGUUGUCCUCCAGCCGAGUCACUUCAUCACAAGGACAGACACCAAAUAAAGAAGCAUCGUCCCUGGUGGCUAGUGCCUCAGAGGGCCCAGGAGAGCUGAGGAGAUGCCGCUACCCCAUCUGGCCGGAGUGGAGUGAGGCAGAGGUCAACACAGAGAAAUGGGAUGCGGCCAAGGGCGCUAAGGAUGGAAAGAUGGGGAAGAGUCCAUUUUUGCCAUUCUUUGAGGAUCCAGAGGGAAAGGUCGAGCUGCCUCUGUUGCUGAAAGUGCACUCAUGGAAGCGCCCUUCAGAGCACAUACUCACCAAGCCUCCGGUAAUAGUGGAGAACGAAUCAUCAUUUGACCUGACCGCAGCCAAUGAACAUCUGCUCUGUAGUGAGCUCUUCAGGUGGAUAGUGAGUGAAAUCUACAUAGUGUGGAAGAUCUACAAUGGGACGUCAGUAGAGCAGGGGUCUGACGUCUGGAAGCCUUGGGAACACAUCUACUCCCUGUGUAAGGUGGUCAAGGGCCAUAUGCCUCUCUAUAACGUCUAUGGGAAGUACGUGGUCAAACUCUACUGGAUGGGCUGCUGGAGGAAGAUCAUGGUGGACGAUGCGUUGCCGUUUGAUGAGGACAACAACCUGCUGCUUCCUGCCACCACCAACCAAUCAGAGCUGUGGCCCAUGCUGCUGGCCAAGGCCAUCAUUAAACUGGCCAACACAGAUGUGGUGUCAGGACAGAGGAAGGAGCUGGGAGAGUUCACUGUCAUCCAAGCUCUGACCGGAUGGAUCCCUGAACUCAUCCCUCUACAGUCCCGGUACCUGGGCAAGGUUUGGGACUUCCUGAAGGACACCGUUCCCAAAUUCCAGUAUGUGGAGGAGAGCUCGGAGGAGAAGCCCCUGACCAGGGAAACCUCCGGAGUGAGGGAGUCCAGGCUCAACGAGUGCAAGGGCGAGUCUCCCACAGCAACCAGAACCCCGGAGAAAAGCAAAGAUUCAGCCAAGAAGAAAGGGAAAGAUGUGGAUAAAGACAGAAAGUCAUCUCAGCCCAAUGCUGUCCAGCCCAACACUUCCAAUCAGCCCACUACAGACAGUAUUUCACCCCCUCCUGCUCCAGAGAUGGUGGUGUGUGCCAGCUACCAGCCACUACACCUCCUGGAGAAGAAGACCUCUGUACUGGGACAGAUGGCGGAUUCGUCGGAGCGGCUGAGGCACUACGGUCUGUCUCGGCUCUACAGCCACCCAGUCCUGGUGACCCGUACCCGCGCCUGCCCUCUGGUGGCACCCCCCAAACCACCCGCCGUGCCCCGCUGGAAACUCAUCCGACCCCGCAAGGAGACCACAAUUACAGACGAGCCCCGGGAGCCUGCGGUGGUGAAACCAGAGCAGUUCAUCGAGAUAUCCAGCCCCUUCCUCAACUACAGGCUGUUGACCAUGCCUGCUGAGAUGGAGGCCCAGCAGAGCAGUCACAGGAAGCGUGCAUGCAGCUCCACGCUGGCGUCCUUCGCCGAGACAGAGGAGAGCGAGAGCCGAGGGGCCCCGGAGCCCAGUACUGCACGACACAGCAUCAACUCACUGUGCGAAGUGGACACAGCUGAGAUUAUAGCAGAUGAGAAGAAGAAGGAUGACAAUACAACCAAUGAUCAGGAGGUGUGUGAGACUGCCCCAGCCACAGAGCGGUCCAAACAGGCUAAGGAGCCCAGCCCGGCACUGCUGAAGUCUCAGGAUUUGUUUGUUUCUGAGAAGCCUAUGUUACAGGAGUCCUGGAGCACCAUCUCCUCCAAAGUGUCAUCCAUGGCUCUGAACUGCCCUGUAGGCUCCACCCACUCUGCUGCUACACCUGUACGCCACCCAGGCUCCUCUGCUGCUGCACAUAUUCAGUCUCCAGAUGAGAAGGGCUCUCACUACCUGUUGGUGGACAGCCUGCAGCCUUCCCACAUCCUCAUCAGCUUCUCUGCUUUGGUACACUGGGGAGAGACAGCCGAUGAGAAGAAGGAGAGUCCUGCGUGCAGGUCCGGAGUUCUCAUAGCAGAGCCCUACUCCUGGAAGAGUCUGCUACGUCAGCUACCUGUCCUCCACAUCCAGACCACUGCCUGCAAGGCUGCCCUGCUGGUCCUCCCCCCUGGGCGUCAUGUCCUGUGCAUCCACACGAGGGCGCCUCUGGGCUACCACGUCCACCUGUACAGCAUGGCACCCUUCGUUUUCGGAGACGAGGAGACCGUCAUGCCUCACCUUGGCAAGGAGAGUGUGCGUUUUUGUGAGCAGGCCCUGUCUAUUCUGAGGGCACUGGGCAGAGUGGUCAGCUCCUUCUCAGAUGAGCUGGAGCUCCCAGCAGCCACCAGGGCUCUGGGGGACACCCACUGUCCCGCUCAGCUCAGCACUGUCGGAGGGCUCCGAGACCACCAGAGGGUGUUUAAUGAAGCGGUGUGUCACAUGAUCUGCGUUGCUCUGGACAGGAAGCUGUCAGCAGAGGAGCUGUUUGCUGUCCAGGCCCUUACCAACGACCCCUCGCUCUCCACCAGCGAGACAAGGGGACUGUCCCCCACAGGUUCAGAUUGUGAGGCACCAGAGGGCUGGGGCAGCAGGAAGCCCACCGAGCAGGAAAUCCAGGCAGCCAGGAUCCUCCAGGCCGGCUUCAAGGGACAUCUAGUCCGCGAGAUCCUCAAUUCUACUAAACCAGGCACAAAGGAGAAUCUCAGUGCCUCAAAGACACUUCAGGAGAUGUGGGCUAGUGUGGAAUCGGAUGCAGAGAAACACGCAGUGUCUUUAUUGAGGUACAUCUUCAGUAACGAUGAGAGGACAGCUGAACUGUACCCCUGCCAGGAGGAUGAGUGGACCAGAAUCACAUUCACUGACUACUCUGUCCCUCUGCCGGAACUGGCCAACUCCUGGCUACUGGUCUUCAGAGAGGUGUUCUUGGUGCCUAAAGAAAUGCUGCUCGUGGCUAAGGUCUACUCCCCAGUCUCCUCCUGUCUGCUCCACGUCAUAGACAACAGCACAGGAGAAGAGCUACCCAGAGUCUUCCAGAGAGUAGAGCCCCACGUCUACAAACACAACCAGCGUGGAUACACCUUUGUGGCGGAGGCCCACACCCCUGACACACCCCUCGUGGGGGCCAAGUGGAGGAUGCGUCUGAUUGGCUCAUGUGAUCUUCCUGACCUGGCACGAGAGGCUCCACUCAACAACUUCUCUGUGAAGGAAUUCAGGGAUUACUACAUUCCCAAUGACAGGAACGUCAUCUGCAGGUAUUCUGUGAAGGUGACUGCGGACCACGCCGGUACAGUCCAGUUCCAGACGUCCAAACCGGAUGUCCACAUCCGCCUCUCCGUCCUGGACCAUGAGGAAGUGGUGGCUAGUAACACUGGGAAAGGCCACGUGGUCAUCCCGGUAUACCACUUCCAGCCUAGCAACCCCGCCUCCUGCGGACCCCCCCAGGCGGAUGGAAAGCAGAGCCAGGAAGAGGCCAGAGUGAUAGGCUCUACCCAGGGAGGAGGGGGCCAGGAAGGCAUGGCCAUAGAGACUCCCCACCUGACCGACCAGACCCAGAACCAGCCUCACACCCAGACCCAGCCGCCCAUGGAGACUAUGGGCCAUAGGUACAUAGUGGUGGCGGAGGUGUUGCAUAAGAGCUGGGCUCUCGACAACUCUCAGAUGGCCUUCGUCCAUACGCUCAGGGACCUGGAGAGGAACGAGAUGAAAGGUACUCACACCAGCCACUCAUAG